UCAGUGUGUCAACAUCAUCCUUGGCUUUGGAGGUAGCACGUCCAACACUUGAUCAUCCAUCGUCUCUUGGCGUGGUAAAAAAAAACGAGUCCCGAAUCAAAGAAGCAGCGGUGAUUGUGCCUUCUUGGCCAACGGCAAACUGCCAAACACGGCAUAUCGGUAACGAUUAAACCACAACCAAACGACGAAACAGACCGGCCAAAAACGCUGUGAACACUAACUUACCACCACUCCACUUAUCCUACGGACUGGCUUUGCGUCACAUUUCACUUUCAAUCCAAGGGGCUCUUGGGUCGGAAUCCCCCAUGUGAUGUUGCUCCAGGCACUUUGAUCAUCAUUCAUCCGCCUAAUCAUGAUUAGACACCAUCAUACCAGAGCCAACAUUGAAGUGAAAACGGGUUAAAAAAAGAGCUAGUGACAUCGAUGUGCUUGUGUUCCAAAAUCGAGUCUGAUUCUGACAUGAAAAUGGUGCUGAACCACUCGAAAUCGUUCCCCGCUGCCCUUGAGCCUUCUCAGGCUCUCCCUGAUCAAACGGACGACGAUCAGUGCCAAAAAAUAGAUCGGCAACAAACAAGAAAAUCUAUUCAAACUCGAGUGCCCAGUUGGUCGAGCUCUGCAGUCAUUCGGGCUCUGAUUUGUGUCAUAAUAUUCAACUUCUCAGUUACUUGCUCAAACGCAUCAUAUAACCAAUACAAGCACCACUUCUCGCAGCCAGAUCAGGCGACCGUGAAGCACGUGGUCAAUCAAGGAAGUGACCCACCCAACUUUGGCGACAAAAUCAAAAGGGCUGUUCGGGAUGUCUUGGAGUACGACUUUAACUUGACCCGGUCCGAGCGGGAUGCCGAUGCACAACUCUUCAGUCCCUAUGUGGAGCAGGAUCAUCACCACCAUCACGACCAUCAUGACAGCGAUCACCUUCAUGACAAUAACCUCCAUGAUCUACAUGAUCCAUUGGACACUCAUCACCAUGACCACCAUGACCAUCAUGAGCAUCACGAGUAUGGACACCAUGAUCACGGCCACCAGGCACACCUUCACGACUUCAUUCUCCACGAAAAGACUGGAAAGCGAACUCGGAGAACCUACGAUUUCACACGAUCUUAUCAGGUUGGAACCUCUUGCCACGAUAUUCAAGCCACCCAAGGAGCCUCUCACAGUGGUGUGUAUCUAAUCCAUCCGCCCAAUUUGGCCCAAGGACCCUGGAGGGUCUUCUGUGACCUCGAAACGGAAGGUGGAGGCUGGAUGGUGUUCCAAGUGCGGGAUGACGUGGAACCCCGAGAGAACUUCAUGAGAGGUUGGGAGGAUUAUAAAGUCGGCUUUGGGGACUUUGAUCGCGAAUUCUGGCUGGGGAACAUUCUGAUUUGGGCCAUGACCAAUAGCGACAACUACACGAGCUACGAACUGGCCAUCGAUUUGGAGGAUUGGAGUGGGAAUCAGCGAUUCGCCCGAUACCGAUCAUUUCGCUUGGGCGACGAGGCAGAUAGCUUUCGGAUGUAUCAUCAGAAUCUGUUCUAUGGUAAUGCCGGCGACUCGCUUUUCAGCCAUAAUGGCCUGGCCUUUUCCACUUUCGAUGUGGACAACGAUCAACGAGAUGGGGAAUUCUCCGAGCGAAGUUGCGCCCGUCUCUAUAAGGGUGGCUGGUGGUAUGGGAAUUGCCACGAUAGCAACCUUAAUGGUUGGGCCUUGGAUGGACCUCAUCGAAGUUUCGCCGAUGGUAUCAAUUGGUACACUUGGACUGGUUACAACUAUUCCUUGAGGAAGACCGUCAUGAAGCUUAGACCACAAAUUCACAAGCCUUUAGACACUGGAUUUGGGAAUUACGCACACAGUUCGUCGCCUCAAAAGGUCGGCCGGAACAGCAAUGACCUCAAAUUCUCAGCUCCUAGUCUUCCAAAGGCUCCAGCAAAUAAGGUUGAAGUGCCCGAGUUGCUGUCCAUGAGUAACACCCUCACCAAUCCUACGAAUUUCAAGACCAAACACACCAAAAAGAAACACAGGGAGGAACUUUGAAUCUCCGACCAAUGCCAUCACUAAUCGUUGUCAUGAAUGUUGUGAGAGGGGCCUUUGUUUUUAAUGUGCGAGAGCAUUAAGAUAGAAAACUUUAAAUUUUA
Molecule: messenger RNA, 2111 nt
Organism: Tigriopus californicus
Lineage: Eukaryota; Metazoa; Arthropoda; Copepoda; Harpacticoida; Harpacticidae
Product: angiopoietin-related protein 3-like
Exons: 6
Coding region: 424-2010 (528 amino acids)
Source: RefSeq, a predicted model, not a curated record